AUGGCUGGUGCAGUUGUGUCCUAUGCAAUUCGUAAACUGGAUGAUUUUCUCAUAGAGGAAGUUUCCCUGCGCCAAAAUGUGAGAGAGAAUGUUAUUUGGCUGAGAAAUGAACUGUCUUUCAUGCAAGCUUUCCUCAAAGAUGCCGAAAAAAAGCAAGCACAAGAUAACCUCGUGCAGCAAUGGAAACACAGUUUGGAUGCGGCAAAAGAUGGUGAUCCUACUGUUGGAUUCGUUGAUCGUCUCAAGGCUUGUUCUUGCAUCAUUCAGAAACAGGCCAAAUUCCACAACAUUGGGAAGAUCAUCCAGUCCCUCAAGGAAAGAGUCAUGGAUAUCUCUCGAAAACGAGGUACCUAUGGUAUAACUAACAACGCUGGAGAAGGGCCAAGUAAUAGGCCAAACAAUCAGUCUUCCAUGUUAAUAAGAACAUUGAGGAGAGCAGUGUCCUAUGCAGAUGAAGAUCAACUCUUUGUUGGCUUUCAAGAGGUCUUUCAAAGACUACUUGAUGAACUUCUCAAAAAGGAGCCUCGGCGAAAUGUCAUUUCAAUUUAUGGCAUGGGUGGGUUGGGCAAGACCACGCUUGCGAGAAACCUAUAUAACUCCCCAAGUCUAAUAACUACCUUCCACACUCGUGCCUGGAUAUGUGUCUCUCAACAGUAUAGCACCCCAGAUCUCCUUCGGAGUAUCAUAAAAUCUAUUCAAGGUUGCAGUGAAGAAAUGCUAAAAAUGCUGAAGGAGAUGACGGAGAGAGAUCUAGAAACUCACCUCCGUAAUCUAUUGAAAGAGCGCAAAUACCUUGUGGUGGUUGAUGAUGUAUGGCAUCGAGAAGCCUGGGAGAGCCUGAAAAGAGCCUUACCGGAUAACAAAAAUGGCAGUAGAGUUAUCCUAACGACACGAAAGGAGGACGUGGCUGAAAGAGUCGAUGACAAAGGUUUCUCCCAUAAACUUCGAUUUCUAAAUAAUGAAGAAAGUUGGGACCUUUUAUGCAAGAAACUACAUCCAGAGAAUAAGAUGGUUGGUGCUUACUUGUUCUCCCCAUCAAUGGAAAGGCUAGCUAUGGAAAUGNGAGUCGAUGGCAAAGGUUUCUCCCAUAAACUUCGUUUUCUAAGUAAAGAAGAAAGUUGGGACCUUUUAUGCAAGAAACUACAUCCAGAGAAUACGAUGGUUGGUGCUGACUUGUUCUCCCCAUCAAUGGAAAGUCUAGCAAAGGAAAUGGUGGAGAAGUGCAGAGGCUUACCACUUGCCAUUGUGGUACUAGGUGGGUUACUUUCCUACAGAAAGGGGGUGGACGGAUGGCAAAAGGUGAAGACACAUCUUUGGCAGCAUAUGAAGAAUGACUCUGUUGAGAUCACUCACAUCCUAUCAUUGAGUUACAAUGAUUUGUCAUUUGAGCUCAAGCAAUGUUUUCUAUACAUUGGCAUUUUCCAAGAAGAUCAUGUGAUUAGCGCUGAAAAGUUGAUGCAUCUGUGGCUGGCAGAGGGAUUCAUACCAAGAAUUGGAGAAGAACAUAUGGAGGAUAUUGCUGAAAAUUUCCUACAUGAGCUAAUAAGUCGAAACUUGAUUCAAGUGAUGGAGACAUUCUUUGAUAAAAUUCUUACAUGUAAGAUACACGACCUUCUUCGGGAUCUUGCCAUACAAAAGUCCAUGGAGGUUAACUUGUAUGACAUUUAUGAUCCAAUAGUAAACUCGGUCACUCCAUUUCGUCUCCGACAUGCUAUUCAUGCGCAAACUCAAAGGUAUCUUUCACUUGAUUUUUCUAAAUUGAAGGUUAGAUCAAUAUUAUUCUUUGAAAAGGAAAUUAAGUUCUUGGACCACAGUAAAAUGUCAAUGAUAUUCUGUACGAUGUUCCCACAUCUAUAUGUGCUGGACUUAGUGAACAUCCAUUUUGAUGGGAAUGCACUACCUGAUGCUAUAGGUAAUUUGGUACACCUCAAGUUCUUAGGCUUGCGUAAUACCAAUCUAUUCAAACUCCCACCAUCUAUUGGCAAACUAAAAUGCCUACAAACACUGGAAGCAUCGAUAGUUGACAAUGACUCAUGCAAACUACCUCCUCAGGUAUCCCAGCUCACAAAUUUGAGACAUUUAGUUGUUCGAUAUGAGGAUCCUUUGCAAGUUGACAGGCUAACAAAUCUACAAACUCUUAAAUAUAUUUGUUGUGAUCAGUGGAAAGAUACUGAUGCUUCUAGUUUAGUCAACCUUCAAGAAUUGGGCAUGGAAAAAAUUAAGAAAUCUUUCUCCCUAAAAUCCAUUGGCAGUCUGAAAAGCCUCACCACCUUGUUUCUAGUUUGCCAAUAUGGUGAAACUUUUCCUCCCUUUAAACCUCUUUCUUCUUGUGAAAACCUUCAGAGAUUGUGGUUAUCAGGGGGAAUAGAAGAACUAGCAGAUUUAGAGAAGCUACCUAAAUCCAUCACUGUGUUAGUCCUAGAGCGUGCAGUACUCAAGGAAGAUCCAAUGCCAAUUCUGGGAGAGUUUCCAAACCUAAAGCAUCUUGAGUUAUCAUGGGCUUACAAGGGAAAGGACAUUACUUGCAAAAGCAACAGUUUUGGUCAGCUGGAGACCCUUACACUUGGUAAUCUUGAAAAUCUAGUAAGCUGGCGUCUUCACACAACUGCUAUGAGUGUGAUUAAAAGUUUGAGUAUAUUUUGGUGUCCGAAUCUGAAGAAAAUUCCAGAAAGAAUGGAACAUAUUGCAGUGAUUGAUGAUAAUCAAAGCCAAAGGGAGUACUAUCAUCGGUUCCCAAAUUAA
Solanum stenotomum is the source of this 2742-nucleotide messenger RNA. RefSeq names its product disease resistance protein RPP13-like. Lineage: Eukaryota; Viridiplantae; Streptophyta; Magnoliopsida; Solanales; Solanaceae. The transcript has 2 exons. The record is from RefSeq and is a predicted model, not a curated record. The coding region runs from base 1 to 2742 and encodes 913 amino acids. Gene Ontology annotation, biological process: defense response to other organism. Gene Ontology annotation, molecular function: ADP binding.